Molecule: messenger RNA, 2947 nt
Organism: Stylophora pistillata
Lineage: Eukaryota; Metazoa; Cnidaria; Anthozoa; Scleractinia; Pocilloporidae
Product: solute carrier family 12 member 6-like
Biological process (GO): cell volume homeostasis; potassium ion homeostasis; chloride ion homeostasis
Cellular component (GO): plasma membrane
Molecular function (GO): potassium:chloride symporter activity
Source: RefSeq, a predicted model, not a curated record
CAUGGCUCCAUCAAUGUCCCUCUUUGGAGAUGUGAGAUCAGGAGGUGGUGCACAGUCUCCAGUGAUGUUAAACAACAUGAGGGUGUAUGGCUCCAUCUUGUUGAUUUUACUAAUUGCAGUGGUUUUUAUUGGUGUCAAGUAUGUCAACAAAUGUGCCUCUCUGUUUCUGGUCUGUGUGUUGUUUUCCAUCUUGGCCAUCUACCUCGGAUUCUUUUCUGCACAUGCUCGGGAAAUGCCCAGGAUCUGUUUGUUAGGUGACAAGUUAUUAGCCAGUAACAGUUAUCAUGAGUGUGCAAGGAAUGAUACUUUACUAAAUGCAACAUACAGAAAUGAUGAGACAUUCUGGAGAGAAAAUCUUCUGAGUGAUGUGGUUGGAGUGCCAGGCAUUCCCAGUGGGCUUUUUGUUGAGAAUUGGAACAGUCAGUAUCUGAAGAAGGAUGAAGUUUCUCCUGGUGUCCAGGCUGGUGAAUAUCAAGGGGAAGUGAGAUCUGAUAUCUCCACAUCAUUUUUCAUUCUACUGGCAAUUUUCUUUCCUUCUGUCACUGGUAUCAUGGCAGGGUCGAACAGGUCUGGUGACUUGAAGGAUGCACAGCAGUCUAUUCCUAAGGGUACAAUAGCAGCCAUAACAACUACAUCUGUUGUCUAUCUCACCUCAGUAUUACUGUUUGGAGCAACAGUCCAGGGCGACUUACUCAGAGAUAAGUUUGGUCGUAGUAUCAACAGUGUUAUGGUCGUAGCUGAGAUCGCCUGGCCUCCCACUAAGUGGGUGAUUCUGAUUGGUUCAUUUCUAUCCACCGUGGGAGCAGGAAUGCAAAGUUUAACUGGUGCACCCCGGUUGUUGCAGGCCAUUGCUAGAGACAAUCUGAUUCCAUUUCUCAAUAUCUUUGCUCAUGGUUCUAAGUCUGGUGAGCCAACUCGUGCCUUGGUUCUGACAGGUUGUAUUUCAGAAAUUGGAAUUCUGAUUGCUAACUUGGACUCAGUUGCUCCCAUAAUAACAAUGUUCUUCUUGAUGUGCUACGGAGUCGUCAACUUGGCUUGUGUGCUACAAUCACUGCUUAAGACCCCAAACUGGAGACCGCCGCGAUUUAAGUAUUACCACUGGUGUUCGUCUUUCCUGGGCAUGUGGUUGUGUCUGGCUGUGAUGUUCAUCUCCAGCUGGUACUAUGCUCUUGUUGCUAUGAUACUAGCAGCUGCUAUUUACAAGUACAUUGAAUUCCAAGGGGCAAAGAUUGAGUGGGGAGACGGAUUCAGGGGACUGGCGCUGAGCGCAGCCAGGUACAGCCUGAUGAGACUGGAAGAGGGUCCACCUCACACCAAGAAUUGGAGACCUCAGAUUCUUGUGCUCUGCCCGCUAAAGAGUAAUUUAGAGCCUGAAUUCAGACGCCUUUUGAGCUUGGCUAGUCAACUUAAACACGGACGUGGUCUUACAAUGGUGGGAUCCAUUCUAGAAGGAGACUUUAAAGAAAGAACAGAAGAUGUAGCUUUGGCAAAGGAGGUUUUGCAAGGCUGUAUGAAAGAAGAAAAAGUAAGAGGUUUUAUGAAAGUGAUCGUGGCCUCCAAAGUGACAGAGGGGAUUUCAUUCCUGACGCAGAGUUCUGGCCUUGGAGGCCUGGAACCCAAUACCCAGAUGAUCACAUGGCCCGAAAACUGGCGAGAAAAAGCGCAGUGGAAGAGUUUUGUCCAUACCGUCCGAGCCGUUUCCAAGAGUCAACAAGCCCUACUCGUUGCGCGUAAAAUAGACUCGUUCCCUAGCAACACAGAACGCUUGGAAGGCAAUGUGGACGUUUGGUGGAUAGUUCAUGACGGGGGUUUAAUGAUCCUGAUCCUCUUCCUUUUAAAACAUCAUAAAGUUUGGAGGAAAUGUAAUCUGAGGAUUUUUACAGUAGCGCAACUCGAGGACAACAGCAUUCAAAUGAAGAAGGAUCUGGAAUCUUUUAUGUACCAACUUAGAAUCAAGGCACAAGUUGAAGUCAUUGAAAUGAUGGACCAAGAUAUCUCAGAGUACACUUACGAGCGCACGUUAUUGAUGGAACAGAGGCAUCAAAUGUUACGCGAGAUGCACUUAUCUCGAAAAGAAAGCAAACGUGAAAUUCAAGACGUUGUAGAGCAUUCUUACCGGAGGCGAUCUUUGUCCGGAAGACGGUCAAAUUCCGAUAAUAGAACUGGUAGAGAAAUGGAGAACAGGAGUAACCCUGGCAAGGAGUCGCACUCUGACGAGCAGGGUUUGAGUUCAUUUGAUAGUAACAUGAAGAUUUCGGAGGAACCCUCAACUAAAAGCGACGACUGUACAACAGAAGGCGACUUAGAUAGGAACAAAACAAACGUAUACAGUUCCACUCCGGAACGUGACUUAAUUUUUACCUUACGUGGCAAGGACGUUAUUGUGGAUAAAAAUAAAGACAGUGAUAAAGAGACACAGCCCGGAAUCACUUCAUAUACAAAUGACGGCCAAAGUGCAGUGGAUGGGAAAGCAAGUUUGAGAGGAACACCGAAGGAGAAGAAUCUGCAAAGAAUGAACACAGCAGUGAAACUGAAUCAGCUUGUAAAAGACAAGUCAGCAGGAACUCAGCUUCUCGUAAUCAAUUUACCUGGAGCACCGGCAGAGGAAAACGAUUGGCUACACUAUAUGGAGUUUCUGGACGAGCUAACAGAAGGAUUGGACCGUGUGCUUAUGGUGCGUGGGGGAGGACGAGAAGUCAUAACCAUAUAUUCGUGACGUCAUUUGCUCGUGUCUGCAGAGAUUUUCUACGCAGAUUUUUCGCAUAGAAUGUGAUAAAGAUAAACAACAGUUUCGAUUUGAGAAACAUUUUUAUCGGUUAAGUUUGAUAUCUCCUGGAAGUCAAGUUAAAAAAGCAUUUAAAAAAGAUUUGAUUCAUCUCGAUAAAGAGAUUGUUUUAAGCUAUUUAAGUUGUUACAGAUUUUAUUUAUUUCGAAAUAAAAAGAUAGA